Fusarium odoratissimum NRRL 54006 is the source of this 4001-nucleotide messenger RNA. RefSeq lists its product as uncharacterized. The coding region runs from base 253 to 2667 and encodes 804 amino acids. Gene Ontology annotation, biological process: actin cytoskeleton organization. The transcript is spliced from 2 exons. Gene Ontology annotation, molecular function: actin binding; small GTPase binding. The record is from RefSeq and is a predicted model, not a curated record. Lineage: Eukaryota; Fungi; Ascomycota; Sordariomycetes; Hypocreales; Nectriaceae.
CUACUUUCUUGCUAGCUCCAGCUCCAGCUUCAGCUUGUCUUCUCAACUUUACCUUACUUUUAUUCUUUCUGCAAUGGCGUAGUCCAAUUCGCAGUCUUAGUUGGCUUCUUAUUCUCAGCAGUUGGCGUGAGACUUAGUUUUGUUCAUUACCAUUUUUUUAAACAUCUUCAUUCCUACAGGCAUCGCUGUGACGCCCUGGGCGAAAGCUACUUAGCAGCUCUCAUACAACCACGGAUAUCGUUGCUCGACACCAUGAAUACAAACGACGUAAAUAGCUUCGAUGCCGGUCGAAGACCACGGCCCAAGUCCUCCAUCCUCGAGGGCUUCAUGCAUCGUCGUCAAGCCUCCACCGAUACCCAUUCAUUCCAGGCCCCUUUCGAUGGUCCUGUCUCUCCUAUACAGCCCAAGAUCAUGGCUUUUGAGAACUACUCCAACCCAGGGGCACUGGCGGAGCUACAAUACAACCAGCAAGAGUCUUCCGGACGCUUCUCGCGGCGACAGGACCGAGGCCGAUCACAGUCCCCGACCAAGAGCAGCUUUGGCAACUUCACCAUCAUAACAGCACCCGGCAAAGAAGCCAAGGGCUCAAAAUCUCGCGAUCCCUCUCCCACCAAACCGAAACGGCCAAAGUCAACAACUAACCUUGCUGGUCUGCUCAAGCCCAAGACGCUCCGAAACUUGGGCAGGUUCGGAUCCGACGACAAUGUCAAUUCAUCCAAGGACAAGGAAAACAGAACUCCCGAAGAACCGGUAGCAGACCCUGCACCAACACCCAUUUAUUCUCAGUUUGCCUCUCGACCGAACAUCGAACCAGCCCAGAGCACACGCCGUAGUAUGGACGAAGCACGGGCACCAAGUGUCCAGGAUCUUUAUAAUGGCAGUCGAGUCGCCGUCAAAGAGCGACCGAAAUCAUAUCAUCCCAUGCUGGGAAGAAUGGAACCACCCCCCUCACCGACCAAGGCACGCACUUCAAACGAUUCCCGAAAGGGAUCAAAAGACUCGACUGAGGCUAAAAGUAAGAGCGGUCGAGGUAAGGUCUUGAGCGUCUUUACUACAUUCAACCACAGCCGAUCCAAGUCAACGUCAGUUGUACCUGAGCCGACCGAGGCAGUACUUGACCCUAAGGAUAUUGACAAACACCUUGAAGCUAUGUUGGACCGACGAAACAUUCCAGAGAACCAGAGAUACAAGAUGAGGAACCUGAGCGACACCAUCAAGAUGGAGUUUAUCCGCCAGGACUGGGCCGAAUCACAGGCUUCUCGGACAGAGAGAUCCUGCUCAACAGAUAGCGCCAAUAGCGGCCUGGUCAUGGAAGCCGGCACACAAAAUGAAGAGAAACAGAAGCGAUCACGGGGCAAGAGUUUUACUCUCUCACGAGGAAGAAAGGAAUCAAAGGAGCCAAGCUCCCCUAUCAAAAAGUCAAAGGGCGACGGGACGUUGGGCCGUCAUUUCAGAAGCAAGUCCACCGACAGCGUAGUCAGCGAAGGGCCUCCUGGAUCAAGCGGCUCCGUUUCCAACUCUGGAAUUCUGUCCAAGAUUAAGCUCAACCAAGGCCCAGGUGAUUACGUGGCGUAUCUCAGAAAGGUUCAAAAACCAGAACUUGUCGAGGUCGGCAAAGUUCACAAGCUACGACUGCUUCUCAGGAACGAGACAGUGGCAUGGAUCGAAGACUUCAUCCAGCAAGGCGGUAUGAAGGAGAUUGUAGGUCUGCUCAACCGCAUCAUGGAGGUUGAAUGGAGGGAGGAACAUGAAGAUGCACUGCUUCACGAGAAUCUUCUCUGUCUAAAGGCACUGUCGACGACAGCUCGCGCCAUGCAAUAUCUUCACACGAUCCAGAGCGAUCUAUUUCCCAAGCUCCUACAUAUGCUCUUCGACCCAGAGAAGAAGGGUCCCAGCGAGUUCACCACUCGUAACAUCAUAACAUCCGUCUUGUUCACGUAUGUUGAGUCUGCUGCACCAGCCGAACGGGUCACACGAGCCCAGAGUAUUCUCGCACACCUCAGAGACCCCGAGCCAAAGGAGGAUCAGCGCCCAUUGCCAUUUGUCCUAGAGAUGAGGCAAGAAAGGCCAUACCGCGUUUGGAACAAGGAGGUUGUUAGCGUCACUAAAGAAGUGUUCUGGAUCUUCCUUCACAACGUCAACGUUGUAUCCCUUCCUUCGGACCGCCCCUCGACGUGUGACCUUGCCCCUGGUCCGUACAGUUACAUGCUUCGACAUUUCCCUCAAGAGCGCCCCCCGGUCCCAGCAGCACCAUAUGUGGGCGGAGUCGAAUGGGAUGCGACCAACUACCUGGCUUCUCAUCUUGAUCUCAUGAACGCCAUCUUGGCCUGCACACCGACACAAGAGGAGCGCAACACUCUUCGCGCACAGUUCCGAAUUUCGGGAUGGGAGCGAUGCCUUGGUGGUAGUCUACGACUCUGUAAAGAGAAGUUCUAUGGAAGUGUGCAUGACGGGCUUCGGACAUGGGUCGGAGCGGCGGCCGAGGAUGGUUGGGACGUCAAGGAUGUGCGAUACGGGCCGCCCCCUGACGCUCGGGCUUCACCAAAGAAAACUGGAGGUGGUCAGAAGAAACCGGUCGAGGCGGCGCCAAAGCUUGAGAUGCCGAAGCUCGAUUUUGGGUCGGAUAAGCCAUCCACUCCGAGUAAGGAGAAGGACAUGUGGCUGUGAUGAAAUGGCAAAUCUUGAAGUGCCAGCAUUUGUUUCUUGCAUGUAUUUCCUUGUUGGUCUGGAGCCAAGGUUGAUUGUUGGUUGUUUGGAAGUCAUGGUAGAGAUCCUACUUUGAUGAUGGCAUGUUAAUGAACUGAUGACACAAAAAACUGUAUUGUUGACCCAUCCGUGCUUCGGGUUACUUGAUACAAACUCCUUGUAGAUCUCACGUGUUCCCGUGAUGUACAGCUUAUGUGACGCUCAGGACCAGCCAGCCACCGUACGCUGCGCCCUUGUUUUCUUGGAAACUUUGGUCCAAGGUAGUAGUCUUGUAUUCUUUAUCCUCUACGACGGGGCUUGUUCAAAGAUUGCUUCGAUGAAGCUUGAAGGACUCAAAAACCGUUGCACCUUUGAGCACAUCUUCCUUAACCUUUUCAUCAGCUGCUGUCAGCUUGGGCAGCAAUUCGAGGACCUCAGAAACCUUGUUCUGAGGAAUGACCACCACCCCGUUGAUUGGAUCGCUAAAUGCAAGGUCGCCAGGAGAGACGAGGGUUCCAUCAAUGUCGAGAGGUACCUGGAUCGCCCAGGGCACGCUCCCUCCACCAACCCCAACGGUGGACAACCCUCGAGCCCAAAUCUGCAUUGUACCUCCGAGUUCAGCUUGUUCCAUGAGCAGGGUAAAUGACACUCACCGGUAAGGAAGUACUCUUUAGUUCCGCUAUAUCUCUGGCUCGCCCAGCUACAACGAUGCCCUUGGCUUGGCACACUUUCAUGCGAACUGCCAUGAUCCCACCACAAACAGCAUUCUUUUGACCGUCAGGCUGUUUAAGAACCACAAUGGUUCCUGGUUCUGUCAGAUCGGCCCAAUGGGUUCCCUCAGGGAUGUUCUUUUGUAUUUCUGGGAGAUCCUGUCCCUUGGAGGCGAAGAGAACUGUUGAAACUGGAGCAACAGUAACCGAUGUUGCAUCACCCUCAGGAGAGCUGUAUAGGUUCAGAUCGGCAACAAAGCCGGCGCCGGGAACCUUUAACUUGAGGAGUGCGUCCGAGAUAUCACAAGCGGAAUACUGCUGCAGCUUUACCAAGUCCUCGGCGUGGUAACUCAUGCUGAUAGCGUCCGAGGGCAACAAGUUUUUAGCGAAUACGGCGAGUCGGUGAGCAAGGUCUAUCAAAUAGUUGCAGUUUCGAAGAUUAAAAGCCUCUUUGACGUUGUAAGUGCGUUAUAGCCCCCCGGGUUAGAACUUGCCGGUAAUCGCAGGAAGUUCAGGUCGUAGUGGAACUUGGAGCUCCAUGACUCCGGAGCCUCCCAUCAACCGGGACGUACAGUCCAAUCAGAAGCAUUACCAGCACAUGCUUUG